ACACACAUUAACCUGUUCUCCACCCAAAUGAAGAAAAAAGUUGUCAAAUCAGGUUGUGAACUCAUCGUCGGGAUAUUGUAUGGGACCCUCAGGCGCUGAAGAGGUCAGCACCACCCGAGUUGAACUGAUGUAAGAACAUCUGCCAAUAAAACAUCUUCCAACGUCUGAAACAGCAUCAGAAUAAGAUCAAUCAAAGGUUGAAACCGACCGCUGGCCUCCUCAAAUCAUCUCUGCUAUCAGUCACCACAUGGAUGUGUCAUUGUUUCUAUCACUUUUUAGAAGUUCAUGCCCACUGAAGCGCAGCGAGGUGAUCUCCGGAGUGCCAAAACACCGCCAAGAUCCUUACACCCCCCCUCCCCUCUCCACACAGACCACCACCUCCUCGUUCCCCAAUGGAUGGCACCGCUGACACCUUCCUCCGCCAGGCCUGUGGGCCGCAUGAUGGUCUGACCACACCUCCACGCCAGGCUCGUAAAGCCCCAGGAUGUGUAUAAAUAAGGGAGCAGAAGGAGCAGAAGAACCAGAAGCUGAUCAGACCAGAUGAAGAUGGAGCUCGUCGGGGUUAACUGGGUUCUUGCCGCUGCAGGUUUCUUUCUGUGGACCAGCGUUGGGUCUGCUGCUCCCAUGGUGUGCCACUAUAACUCCAGAGCACUGUGUGAGUUCCAGGGGAAGAACUACUCGCUGGGGGAAAGCUGGAUGGACAACGCCUGCAUGCAGUGCACCUGUCUGCACCCUGUGGGAGUCGGCUGCUGCGAGACGGUGCAGCGGCCGGUGGACUUCCCCGCAUGGUGUGAGCUGCGUGUGGAGCAGCUGACCUGCAGCGUGUCCCUGGUCCAGACAGCCGACCCCCGCCUGCCCUGCUCCCCCGGGGAGGGCAUGAAGGACCCCGGCCACGGCUCCUUUGAUCUGAAGCAGCAGCAGCUCGACUGGUAGAAACCAUCUCAGACACCGCUAUCUGUUCAUGCUGUUUGCCUGUGGAACCAGUGCUCACUAGGGUUAAAUACCAGUAACCACUUUAUUCACAAACUGUAUCAAUAUAAGACGUAACAGCAUUUGUUCUUUCUGGAUUGUAUUAUAAAUGAAGGAAAUGUGAGUGAAAUGUUUAUCUGAAAAUAUGUUUUAGCACUGAGCAUUAAAUGUUAACAACUUGGUAAAAAUGUAAGCAUCUAUAUUUAGAUCUUUAUUUUCAGUAUGUUUUUGCUUCUUCUAUUAAUCCAACAAUGACUCAUUGUAAAUAUAAGCAAAUAUAAGCGUACAUUAAUAUAUAUAACUAUUCCUGUUGACCUGUUCUCUGCUGUAACUCAU
Gymnodraco acuticeps is the source of this 1305-nucleotide messenger RNA. RefSeq names its product microseminoprotein, prostate associated (gene msmp). The transcript has 5 exons. The record is from RefSeq and is a predicted model, not a curated record. NCBI's taxonomy places the organism in Eukaryota, Metazoa, Chordata, Actinopteri, Perciformes, Bathydraconidae. The coding region runs from base 541 to 933 and encodes 130 amino acids.